Molecule: messenger RNA, 908 nt
Organism: Botrytis cinerea B05.10
Lineage: Eukaryota; Fungi; Ascomycota; Leotiomycetes; Helotiales; Sclerotiniaceae
Gene: Bcisd11
Product: Bcisd11
Exons: 5
Coding region: 115-456 (113 amino acids)
Biological process (GO): iron-sulfur cluster assembly
Cellular component (GO): mitochondrion; L-cysteine desulfurase complex
Source: RefSeq, a predicted model, not a curated record
GGGUUCGGUAUUUGCCGUUCUUUAUUUUGAUGCUUAGGGAAGUUUGAAGAAGUGACAAACCUUUGAAUUUGGAAACCUCAAGCUUUUUUCUGCCAAACAAUUUACUACAACAAGAUGUCUGUGGUAGCAGGUUUGAAAGGCGAAGCUUCGCAGCAAGCUCGAUCGCUGUAUCGUCAGUUGUUGAGACAAGGCGGUCAAUUCGCAGCAUACAAUUUCCGAGAGUAUGCGAAACGUAGGACAAGGGACUCAUUCAGAGAACACAAGGACGUUCAAGAUGAGAGGAAGGUCCAGGAGUUGAUGCAGAAAGGAUUGAAGGAGUUACAGAGCUUAAAGAGGCAAACUGUUGUUAGUCAGUUCUUCCAACUGGAUCGAUUAGUAGUCGAAGGGGGAAAAUCGGGAAAGCAAUCCGGGGAGAGAAAUGAUAUAAUGAGACAAAAAGACACAGGAUUGGACUGAUAUAUCCGGGGUGGUUUUGGAACGUGGACCUAAGGAAAUGCUAUGAAAUCAAGACGUUUGGGCCUGGUUAAAUGUAUCACUAUACAUGGAGUUCAAUUGCACUUUGGUGUCUGUCCGGCGAGACAUUCUUACACCAAGUAAUUCAGGAAGCUCGCCCCUCAGCCAACAAAGUAGCACAAAAAGGUGCUUAAGCUGGUACAUAAAUUAUACAAUUGUUCCAUCAAUGCACACUGGUGUCCUAGACGCUUCGGGAUUAUUAGGGAGAGUUUGAAGCAGAAAGGGUACCUCUCUUGGUCUAUGAACGUCAGCUUCCCGGCUUACCAAAGUCGCCGUCAAGAGUACGUUACAUGGCAAGACUCCCUUGUGUCUAACUUUCAAUUUGAGCUUGAGUGUAAAAUAAAACAGUAUCAUCAGCUAUAGAUAAAUCAAAGUUGUGUGCUUUUCAAUGACCA